Lathyrus oleraceus (garden pea) is the source of this 1122-nucleotide messenger RNA. RefSeq lists its product as uncharacterized. The record is from RefSeq and is a predicted model, not a curated record. The transcript has 2 exons. Lineage: Eukaryota; Viridiplantae; Streptophyta; Magnoliopsida; Fabales; Fabaceae. The coding region runs from base 1 to 1122 and encodes 373 amino acids.
AUGACAACUUCAGUGAGACACACUUUCACGCUUAAGUACAAGGAACCCAAGUUGGACAAUCUGAAGGGUUUGAUCUCUGAUUUGUCUCUCAGCAGACGUGAUGAGUUCGGAAAAAACUAUGGGAAGAUUUUGAGCCUUCUAAAUAAGAAAGUUGACUAUGGAAUUAUCAGCUCUCUGGCACAAUAUUAUGAUUCCCCUCUGCGUUGUUUCACAUUCGCUGAUUUCCAGCUAGCUCCAACUUUGGAAGAAGUUGAGAGGAUCGUGGGACUCAAGUUGAAAGAUUUUAAUCCGUUUCCAAAGCUCGAAGAAGAUAUGGGCCCAAAGAAGAUAGCUUCGGCCCUAAGCAUCAAUGUCCCGACUGUUCGAGACAAUUGGGCUGAAAAAGGGGGUUGCAAAGGUUUUGCCGCGAUGUUUUUGGAGGAUUUAGCUCUAAAGUUCAAGAAAAGUGGAAAUUGGAAUGCAUUCUAUGCUGUGGUGGCUUUAUUGAUCCAUGGGAUUGUGUUAUUCCCAAAUGUUGAAAAAUUUGUGGAUCAAGUGGCCAUAGAAGUUUUUCUCUCUGGCAAUCCAGUACCAUUUCUCUUAGCUGAUAUUUACUAUGCCCUUCACUCUCGACAUGAAAAGAGGGGUGGAAUGUUAUUGUGUUGUGCUCCUUUGCUUUACACUUGGUUCAUGCAACACAUGCCUGAAGAAGGUCCUUUUGUGGCAAAAGAACUUAAGUCUCCUCAGAAAGUAGCUUCUCUCACCGGUUGCAUCAACUAUAACCCUAUGUUAUCUCAAUUACAACACGGUUACUCCAUGGAUGGUCCUCCUGACGCAAAGGACUUACAGCCAUUUGUGCUCUCCGACAUCCAAGCAAGCAAUCCUGAUGUAAGAGCAGUACGAAAGGCUUGGUUAAAGGUUGUAAGAAUGGGUAAAGAGUGUGGAAAGAGAAACAUUCUUGCCAAAGAACCUUACACGCAAUGGGUGAAAGAAAGAGUUGAGAAAAUCCAGUUGCCAUAUAUCUUAAAGGCUCCAGCUCUUCCUAAAACUCCUGAGCCCGAGCCCAUACUCCCUGAGGACAUGGAGAAACUCGUUACUAAGGUUAAGGAGCUCGAAGUGGAGAAUGCCGAAUUACGAAUUUAG